GCUUGUGACUUUACCCCUGUUUAAUUUCAUCUGAACCUACUAUACAUCAUGAUUUAUUAGUUGAUUAUAUUUUUUAUUGUUAAUCUGAAUCUGCAAAAUCUAAAGUUGUUAAAUAAAUGUUUCAGAGAAGACUGGUAGUGGAUUAUAGGUACAGAGUAGCAGUACAUGGAAAUACUCAAGUACCGCUACCUCAAAACUGUACUUGAGUACUAGUGCUUAGUUACAUUCCUUCACUGGUGACAGUCUAAUAAUGUCAUAUUAUACUAGCAUGUCAAAGUGACAUUUUUUUCUUUUUCAUUUGAUACUCUUUAGUUACUUUUGAUACUGAGAAUAUUUUGUUGACAACACUAUUUUUAUGCUGUUGCACAGGUAUUUUAGUUAAGGAUCUGAGUACUUUCUCCACUUCUUUAUGGCAUAAAUAAACCUUUACUGACUGGAACUUUUAAAGAGUCUUUACCUAAUCCUAAAUAAUUAUAUUAAUAAUAAAUGUGAAUGAUCGUGGUGCUGUGCUGUUGUUAUAGGCUACUGUUGUUGUUUCUGUGAGCUCCCCACCUCAGAUCACUCACAAACAACACACAUCACGGUCAGUAAAGUCUGUGCUUGAGCUUCCUCAGAAGUCCACGCCCCUGUGGCUGACAGUACAUGCCUGCAUGGUGUGGCCGGGGAUCCAGGAAGGUUGGCGGACAGAGAAGAAGGGGGGACGGCGAACGUCAUGAUCCGAAACCUCAACGCAUGAAAGCAGACCACUCAGAUCCUUAAGUCCAGGUCUCAACUAAAGGAAGGCAUCAUGAUUCCUGUGAUGGAAUUCCGGCAGUUCUCUGAACAGCAGCCAGCAUUCAGAGUCCUGAAGCCAUGGUGGGAUGUGUUCACCGACUACCUGUCUGUUAUUAUGCUCAUGAUUGGUGUCUUUGGAUGCACUCUUCAGGUAAUGCAAGACAAAAUCAUAUGCCUUCCUCAGAGAAUAUCAUCGCCUCCAGAGAACACAAGUGAAGUAGAACUGAAGUCAGUGUUACACCUCCAAUCUAAUAUUUCAGCUGUACCCAGAGAAAUGAGAGGCCUGAAAACUGAUCUGGAUCUUCAGCAGUACAGUUUCAUCAAUCAGAUGUGUUAUGAGAAGGCUCUACAUUGGUAUGCCAAGUAUUUUCCCUAUUUGGUUCUCAUUCACACUUUAGUUUUCAUGGUGUGCAGUAACUUCUGGUUUAAAUUCCCUGGCUCGAGCUCUAAAAUAGAGCAUUUUAUCUCCAUGCUUGGCAAGUGCUUUGACUCUCCAUGGACCACACGAGCAUUGUCGGAGGUGUCUGGAGAAAAUCCUGAGGAAAAGGACAGUAAAAAGGCUGGUACCUCUAGGUCCAACACCGCUGCAUCUCCCGGAGAAGGUAGUUUGGAAAAGACUCAGUCACUCCGGUCUAUUCCAGAAAAGAUUGUAGUUGACAAGCCAUCUGCAAGUGUUCUUGAUAAAAAAGAGGGAGAACAAGCUAAAGCCCUCUUUGAAAAAGUAAAGAAGUUCCGUUUGCACGUUGAAGAAGGAGAUAUCCUUUAUAUUAUGUAUGUUCGGCAGACAGUGUUCAAGGUGUUUAAGUUCCUCCUAAUCAUUGCUUAUAAUAGUUCUCUGGUGAAUAAAGUGCGGAAUAGAGUACGUUGUGAAGUUGAGAUCCAGGACAUGACAGGCUAUAAAGAGUUUGAAUGCAAUCACACUAUGGCUCAUCUGUUUUCUAAGCUUUCUUACUGUUACCUGUGCUUAGUGGCUGUCUAUGGAUUAACAAGCCUUUACACCUCCUAUUGGCUGUUUUACCGCUCGCUGAAAGAAUACUCCUUUGAGUAUGUGCGACAGGAAACAGGCAUCAAUGACAUCCCAGAUGUCAAGAAUGACUUUGCUUUCAUGCUACAUAUGAUUGAUCAGUAUGACCCGCUGUAUUCUAAAAGGUUUGCAGUGUUUUUAUCUGAGGUCAGUGAGAACAAACUGAAACAGCUCAACCUUAACCAUGAGUGGACUGCUGAGAAACUGCGUCAGAGACUCCAAACUAAUCCCAACAACAGACUUGAACUUCAGCUGUUCAUGCUCCCUGGGUUACCAGACACUGUCUUUGAGUUGACGGAGCUACAGUCACUCAAACUUGAAAUAAUCAACAAUGUUACAAUCCCUGGCUCUAUCUCUCAGCUGGAGGACCUUCAAGAGCUGUCUCUUUACCAAUGCUCUUUAAAGUUGCACUCAACAGCUACCUCCUUCCUCAAAGAAAACCUGAAAGUGCUUCGUGUGAAGUUUGAUGAUAACAGGGAACUUCCAAACUGGAUGUAUGGCCUUCGCAACUUAGAGGAGCUCUAUCUCACUGGAUCACUCAGUCCUGAUGCCUCUAAGAAUAUAGUUCUUGAGUCACUGCGGGAGAUGAAGUGUUUGAAAACUCUCUCCCUUAAAAGUAAUUUGACCAAGAUACCCCAGUCGAUAGUGGAUGUUUCCAGCCAUCUUCAGCGGCUGUACUUACACAAUGAUGGCACUAAGCUAGUAAUGCUCAACAACCUGAAAAAGAUGACCAAUCUGAUUGAGCUGGAUCUAGUGCGUUGUGAUCUGGAACGCAUCCCGCAUGCCAUCUUCAGCCUGACAAAUCUGCAAGAGCUUGAUCUGAAAGAGAAUAACAUUCGCUCAAUAGAAGAGAUCAUCAGCUUCCAGCACCUUCGAAAACUCACUUGCCUUAAACUUUGGUACAAUGGCAUCAUGUAUAUCCCAGAGCACAUCAAAAAGCUUGGCAGCCUAGAGCGCCUCUAUUUCAGCCACAACAAGAUCGAGAUAUUGCCUUCGCACCUGUUCUUGUGCAACAAGCUGCGGUACCUGGACCUGUCCAACAAUGACAUCCGAUUCAUCCCUCCAGAAAUUGGAGUCCUUCAGAGUCUACAGUAUUUCUCUGUCACAUGUAACAAAAUUGAAAAUCUACCAGAUGAGCUCUUCUUUUGCAAAAAGCUCAAAACACUAAAGCUUGGCAAAAACUCGCUGUCCAUCCUCUCGCCAAAAAUUUCCUACCUAGCUCUACUGACAUAUUUGGAGCUCAAAGGCAACCACUUUGAGCUCCUGCCACAAGAGCUUGGUUACUGUCGUGCUUUGAAGCGCAGUGGCCUUAUAGUGGAAGAGACACUGUUUGAAACUCUGCCUUCAGAUGUCCGGGACCAAAUGAAGGCUGAGUGAGAUGCCUUAUUGUAGCCACAGUGCCUGCUGUUUGUUCUGUCCACUAAUUCAGAACCUUUGUUUGUAUAAAUCAUUACCAUACUUAAGUAUUACACUGCUGUUAAAAAAGUUUUUUUUUCCAGAGGGAAAAAUUACUUUUUUGUAUAUUGUCAAAUGGAGUGUGGCUUUACAGGGGUGCUUGUACUUUUGUUAAGUUUUGACAUCCAGCCACAAAUCCUUCCUUAAGGAACAUUUUGGGAAAUACACAGUUUCACUUUAGAGUGGCUCUGUCCAAAUGUGGAAAAAUACACCUACCUGCACCUCUGCAGCUCUCUAAUUAACAUGUUAAAGACUGUUUGUCUAAUUCAUACGAAAUGUAAAAAUGACAGGUUGUUGUUUUAUGGGGAGUUACAUGGUGGACUAGUUUUUGGCCUGGGGAGUUUUGAGGUGCUGCUAGGCAGAUCUUUUACAACCAUUGCACAGAACUGCACAAGCUGUUCCCCUCUGCUUCCAGCGUUUACUGUCUGUUAACUGCAGCUUCAUACUUAGCAUUCAAACAUGGUUAAAAAAAACAGGUAUCUUUUCCUCAUACUCUUGGCGAGAAAAAAUAACCAUAUUUCACAAAAUGUCUGACCAUUUCUUUUCAAGGCCUCAUAAACUAUUGGAAUACUGAAUGUAUAUCAAAGCUGAAGACCUCACUUUAGUUUAGGCCAGUAGCCUUAUGCUGUAUUGUAUAUAUUUUAUAGUUUUCCUUAUAAAGUCAUUUAUUUUCUUCAAGAGACUGUUAGCUAACAUGGACAACAGCAGGGAAAAUGCAAAAAACAAAGGAUAUAUCUUAAAUAAAUACACAUAAAACCUUGUCUAAACAGUUCUGUAUGCCAUUUUAAAGUGUAUUAAACGUAAAGGACUAUGUCAUACUGGUGUUUUUCUUCAGUUCUUGAGAUGUAUAGAAGAGUGCAGCCUAUAACACAAAUGUAUUUUUAUAAACAGUAUUUUUAUGUUGUUUAUCAAUAAAAUUUGAUUUAUUUGUGGA
Messenger RNA from Lates calcarifer (barramundi perch), 4187 nucleotides. It is a transcript of the gene lrrc8c, whose product is annotated as leucine rich repeat containing 8 VRAC subunit C. The coding region runs from base 788 to 3175 and encodes 795 amino acids. Lineage: Eukaryota; Metazoa; Chordata; Actinopteri; Centropomidae. The transcript has 3 exons. Gene Ontology annotation, molecular function: protein binding. The record is from RefSeq and is a predicted model, not a curated record.